UGCUGAGCGAAAGAUCAUCUCGGACGGACGAGUUUUGCGUCAUUGUCGGGCACAAACAAAUUAUUUGCCGGCGGGCACAAAAAGCCGUGUGCGGGUCGCGCUAAUUCCUGAGCAAAUUUGGCCAGGCCAGGAGCAAAGAAAGAAAGGAAAUUCGGAGCCACCCGACGCGGCCGGACGACUCGGCAGUCUCAUGCAGUGUAUUUGCGGUGCGGCGAGAUAAGUAAUUAUUUGUCGGGAGAUAAUCAGGCGUGUCGCUAUUUUGUUAGCCAAUGCAGGUGGCGUUAACAGCUCUCUUGUUUUCUGGCUCGGAAACUUGACAGACACACUUUUGCGGCCGGCCGGCUGGGACAGACCGACUAGCUCUGGCUGGUGCGCACACGGUGCUCGCGGAGAACAUGAGUGGUGCUCGCCGAGAGGCCAAUCGGCUGCCCAACCGAGGACUUCGCCAGUGAGCCACUUCGGGACUUUGAGGGACUUUCUUUAUUUCGGGAUUUUGGCAGCCGGCCAGUGAUUUGAACGGAUUUCGGCAAAAUGACCAACAACAAUGACGACGGCUUCGGCAACAACGGCAGGGGCAGCGUUGGAAAAGGAGCCCAGCAGGAUGCCCUCGGCUACCAACACACGCUUCGUAUUAAAAAGUGGGCCCUUCUCGCGCUGCUCAGCCGAGAAUAAAUUGAUGUGUGCAGUUAUAAAUAUCCCGGCGAGUGCCAGUCUACUAGAAAUUGAUGCACUUGCAGUCGCCAUCAAAUUCGCAGGCUGAUUUAAAAAUGCACUGAGCCAACAUGCCCGUCGGUCUGCUGCAACUGCCGGGCUACCAGGAGGAAGGCUACGUGGCCGAAACUCACAUGUAUGGCCGGUACACAAAAGAGCUUGGUGAAUUCGCGAAAGAAGAGGCGCGUCGUCUGAAAGCAAUCGAAAAGCGGCGGCGGAAAGAUGACAAGCGGCGCAACAAAGAGCUGCACAGGUACGACGGACCGUGCAUGUCGCGGAUCCGAUCGGUCGUCGGCUUCAUCUGGCACCACACGUUCGCCAAGUUGGGCGAGGACUGGGUCUUCCUGGCCCUUUUGGGCGUCAUCAUGGCCUUUGUCAGCUUCAUCAUGGACAUGGGCAUUGGCAUGUGCAAUAAAUCUCGCAUGUGGUUGUACCGCGAUCUUUCGUCGCACCCAGUGCUGCAAUACGUGGCCUGGGUAAGUCUUCCAGUAUUUUUGAUCCUUUUCUCAGCAGGAUUCGUCCACAUAGUUGCUCCUCAGUCCAUAGGUUCCGGUAUACCGGAAAUGAAGACCAUUCUGCGAGGGGUGGCUUUGAAGGAGUAUCUCACGUUUAGGACCUUAGUGGCCAAAGUGGUCGGCCUUACAGCCACCCUGGGCAGCGGAAUGCCUCUCGGAAAAGAGGGGCCUUUUGUGCAUAUCGCAAGUAUUGUUGCAACCCUACUUUCCAAACUGGUCACAUCAUUUCAAGGUAUCUACGAGAAUGAAUCUCGAAAUUGUGAAAUGCUCGCGGCCGCAUGUGCUGUUGGAGUGGCCAGCUGCUUCGCUGCACCUAUUGGAGGUGUACUUUUUAGUAUAGAAGUAACAACAGUGUAUUUCGCUGUGCGAAAUUACUGGCGUGGAUUUUUUGCCGCUGUUUGCGGAGCCACCAUCUUCCGACUGCUUGCAGUUUGGUUCCAAAAAGAAGCCACCGUGACCGCAGUUUUCGCCACAAAUUUUACCACAGACUUCCCAUUCGACCCUCAAGAACUGUUCGUUUUCGCCAUCAUGGGGGCCGUUUGUGGGCUUGGUGGAGCGUUUUACGUUUGGAUUCACAGGCAAUAUGUACUCUUCAUGCGCCGCAAUAAGAAAAUGAAUAAGUUCUUGCAGAAAAAUCGUUUUCUCUACCCUGGAAUUGUUUCCUUAAUGGUAGCGUCAGCCUCAUUUCCUCCCGGACUUGGUCAAUUCAUGGCCGCUGAUCUCACAACGCACGAUCAAGUCCAUGGGCUUUUCACAAAUUUUACUUGGACAAAAGAUAAUCUGACUGUGGAGGAAAUUGACGUUGUUCGUCAUUGGAGCACAGACCUCACCGACGUCCACGUCAGUCUGGCAGGAUUCACAUUAUUCACAUUUAUUUUUUCCAUCAUUGGAUCGACAAUUCCCGUGCCGUCGGGCAGUUUUAUACCCGUUUUUAAGAUCGGCGCCGCCUUUGGCAGGUGCGUUGGAGAACUGAUGCACUGGUGGUUCCCUGCGGGGAUGAGGUAUGGAGGACUUAUCGCGCCGAUUAUUCCAGGCGGUUAUGCAACUGUCGGCGCGGCAGCCUUCUCUGGUGCUGUGACUCACACAAUAUCUGUAUCUGUGAUAGUUUUUGAAAUGACCGGCCAAAUCACACAUAUAAUACCCAUUAUGAUUGCUGUGCUGAUCUCGAACGCGGUCGCGUCCCUGCUGCAGCCGUCGCUCUAUGACAGCAUCAUUUUGAUUAAACGCCUGCCUUAUCUGCCAGACCUGCUUUCAUCCAGUUCAGGCAUGUAUAACGUCUAUGUCGAAGACUUUAUGGUUCGAGAGGUGCGCUAUAUUUGGCACGGAAUCACUUUUGGACAGCUGAAGGACAUAUUAAAGGACAACAGAAACCUCAGAGGCUUCCCUCUAGUUGACAGUCCAGACAACAUGAUUCUGCUGGGUUCCGUGCAGCGCUUGGAGCUGAUCAAGUUAAUUGAGAAGCAAAUCGGCAGGGAGCGGCGGCUGCAGGUGGCGGCCAAGUGGCAGAAAGAGGCGCAGGAGAGGGCCAUGGAGGAGCUGGAGAGGCAGAUGCGGGAGGAGGAGGAGAAAAAGAGACGACCGUCCCGCUUCGAAGUCACGCCAGCGCCGGAUAUUUUGAAAUUGAAGACGCACUCGACCAACGAGCUGCUUCCACCUAUGGACGGAAGGCUCUUUGUGCCAGUUCUGGGCAGCGUUCCAAAGAAGUCAAUCCUUAAGAAGACCAAUUCCUUCACAAUGCGUGGCAUUUCACCUUUCAUGCUGCCACACGCCAAUUCGUACAGCACAGUGACCGGCGCCGAAUCGCGAAUGCGAAUGGCCUUUGACGCCGUUUUCCGCAAAUCAGCCACCCUGCAGGACGUGGAGCCCGCGUCUGGAUCGACGUCUGCCCUGCCCGACUCCGUCACCAACGAGACGACGUCAUUUGUGCCACGCCUGGCAGUCGACGCCGUCGACACACCGUCCGCCUCAAUGGCCACCCUCACAGUGCCCGGAACGCCAUCGGCCUUCAAGAAAGUGCAACUGCCACGUGAAAGGGUGAUUGACAUGUCACCUGAAGACCAAAAGCUGUGGGAAGAGGCCGAACUGAGGAAGGAGGUUGAAUUUGACAAGUGCCCAAUUGACCCUGCGCCCUUCCAACUGGUAGAGAGGACUUCAUUGCUCAAAGUCCACUCUUUGUUCAGCAUGUUGGGAGUCAAUCACGCCUAUGUGACGGCCAUCGGCCGACUUGUUGGCGUUGUCGCCUUAAAAGAGUUGCGAAAGGCGAUCGAAGACUCCAACUCGGGAAAUCUACCCGCCACCAAAGAACCAACCCCUCCGGCAGGACCAGAGGCUGGAUCGUCCGACUCGGAAAAGCAAGAAGAGAAGCCGCUGACCAACAACACCGAGAGGGACAAAGACACUUGAUCGGACGUUUUGUUUCUAAAAACAUAACCAAUUUUUCUUAAUAAUUUUACUUUCAUACCAGCAGGCCCCUUGCAUUGCUCAACCUUCACAAACUUCCACCAGUUCCUUACCUGAGGAAUCACUGCCUUGGGUAUAUAAAUGAUUCAAUUUGACUUGCAAAUUUUAUCUGCCCAUAAACACUAAGUGCCAUUAUCGUGGAAUUUUUUUACCGCCGGGUAUUUGUGAGCGGCCUGCUGUGCGUUGAAUUGCAUACAUGUAUUUGACUAGUCAGUUUUUGUCAACUGUGUUAUAAUCUUUUACUUGAUCCAACCGCGCGCCAGUUUUAAUGAAAACAAUAAUGUUUGUGCCUUAAAUAUACACAUUUGUCGGAAAAGUAUUAAUGCAGUGCGCCAUACAUAGUUUUCAGGGAGAGUCAAACAGAGACGAACGUUUAUUUAGUGAUACACGUCGU
Molecule: messenger RNA, 4080 nt
Organism: Neocloeon triangulifer
Lineage: Eukaryota; Metazoa; Arthropoda; Insecta; Ephemeroptera; Baetidae
Gene: ClC-a
Product: chloride channel protein 2
Exons: 20
Coding region: 783-3629 (948 amino acids)
Biological process (GO): transmembrane transport; chloride transport
Cellular component (GO): membrane
Molecular function (GO): voltage-gated chloride channel activity
Source: RefSeq, a predicted model, not a curated record